AUGGCUGGUGGGGGACCGGGAAAUGCUCCCAAAAUCUUGCUUGCUAAGCCUCCCGCUUUUGUCAAUCGACCUGGAGGAGGGUUACCUACUUCUGUUGCGGGCGCUGCUGCUGGUGGAGCCGCAGAAGACGAUUCCGCCGCCGCCGCCGCUUCACGCUCCCGUCCGCCCUCCAUCGGAUCCCUUAACCUCCUUUCCGAUUCUUGGGACUUCAACCCCGAUCGCUUCCUCCCCUUUCUUACUGACAACACUGAUUUCAUGGUGGUCGGAGUGAUUGGUCCGGUUGGCGUCGGCAAGUCCACCAUCAUGAACCAAAUUUACGGCUUUGAUCCUUCCUCACCUGGAAUGUUGCCGCCAUUUCCAGUUCAAUCAGAAGAAACCAGAGCUAUGACCAAGCACUGUACCAUCGGCAUUGAACCCCGGGUUUCAUCUGAACGCAUAAUACUUCUUGAUACCCAGCCUGUAUCUAGUCCAUCUGUGCUGGCCGAGAUGAUUAGACCCGACGGUUCCUCCACUAUCUCUGUUCUGAGUGAUGAAUCAUCCCUUUCAGCUGAAUUGGCGUAUGAACUGAUGAACAUUCAGGUGGAUUUGUUGAAGCUCGGUAUACCCGAACCAUCUUCGGUAUCCCUGUCGCACCCACAGAGCACCAGUCUGGUCGUCUCGGAAAAGGAAAUUAAAGAUAAAACCCUAGAGUUUGGGAAAGAAUAUCUUGCCACUCCAGUCUUUGUGCAAACAAAAUUGCGCGAGCAAGAUGUUACCCCACAAAAUUAUCUGCAACUGAAGAAAGCGCUCAAUCGGUAUUUUAGGUCUUCAUAUUUUAAGAGGUUUGAAUCCCAUAAUCAUGGUGAUAGAGACACAGAUUCAACAUCAUCACUAGAACUGUUUUUAUUGCCAUCAAAGAAUAGAGACAAUUCUCCAAAACCAAGUUACGAGAGCCAUGAAUGCGCGCUGCGGAAACUUCGCAAUCAGGUGUUGUCCAUGAGUGGGUCGUCAUCCUUUACAAGAAUAGUGUCUGAGCGUGACUGGAUCAAGAAUUCUGCCAAAGUAUGGGAUGUGGUCAAGAAUUCUUCCAUAAUUAUGGAAUAUUGCAGAAUGCUUCAAAGUUCCGGCAUGUUUAGGCGAUAG
Messenger RNA from Oldenlandia corymbosa var. corymbosa, 1122 nucleotides. The record is from the annotation of a GenBank genome assembly. Lineage: Eukaryota; Viridiplantae; Streptophyta; Magnoliopsida; Gentianales; Rubiaceae.